This is a messenger RNA of Sciurus carolinensis (gray squirrel), 5689 nucleotides long. RefSeq names its product IQ motif containing E (gene Iqce). The record is from RefSeq and is a predicted model, not a curated record. Gene Ontology annotation, molecular function: protein binding. Lineage: Eukaryota; Metazoa; Chordata; Mammalia; Rodentia; Sciuridae. The coding region runs from base 40 to 2157 and encodes 705 amino acids. The transcript has 22 exons.
CGCGGCCACAUCCGGGACCCGCAGCGUUGCGCGGUUGCCAUGGCAGCGGGCGGCCUUGCGGGCCCUGGACCUGGAUCGCUGUGCGGAGUGCUGCGGCGAUCCCGCAGCGCUGCAGCCAUGAGCUUGGGCCCGGCGGAGGCGGCCUCUGAGACGGGAGAUGACAGUCUAUCUGCAAUUACCUUUGACUCAGACUUUGAGACGAAAGCAAGAAGGAAAGGUUUCCACAAGCCUCCCACAUCACCAAAGUCACCCUAUUACUCUAAGCCAAGAAAAGCAGCAUCCUGGCGGUCUCUCCGGACAGUGGGGAGCAUGCCUCUGAGUGGCAGAAUGUCCCUAACCCCACAGAAGCUCUGGCUGGGAGCCCCAAAGCAAGGUCACGUCCCUGGGACUACCGUCUACAGAGAGAAAGAAGAUAUGUAUGAUGAGAUUAUAGAGUUGAAGAAGUCAUUACACACAAAGAAAAGUGAUGUAGAUCUGAUGAGAACAAAGCUUCGGCGCUUGGAGGAGGAAAAUAACAGAAAGGAUCGACAGAUAGAACAGCUUUUGGAUCCAGGUCGAGGCCCAGAUUUCGUUCGGACUCUGGCAGAGAAAAGGCCCGAUGCUGGUUGGCAGGUCAUCAAUGGGCUCAAGCAGAGGAUCUUCAAGCUGGAGCAGCAGUGCAAGGAGAAGGACAGCACCAUCAACAAACUUCAGACUGACAUGAAGACCACCAACUUGGAGGAGAUGAGGAUCGCCAUGGACACUUACUAUGAGGAGAUCCAUCGACUCCAGACUCUCUUGGCGAGUUCUGAAGUUGCAGGAAAGAAGACUCCAUUGGAAAAGAAGGUGGGCAUAAAGAGACAGAAGAAGAUGAGCAGCACUCUUCUGAACUUGUCCCGGAGUGUCCAGGAGUUGACCGAAGAGAACCAGAGCCUGAAGGAAGACCUGGAUCGUGUGCUGAGCAACUCCCCCACUGUCUCCAAAAUCAAGGGGUACGUGGACUGGAGCAAGCCUCGGCUGCUGAGACGCAUUGCGGAGCUGGAAAAGAAAAUAAGCUCAAUGGAGAGCACAAAACCGCACAGCUCAGAAUCCCACAGGCCGACUCCCCUGGCCCACUCUGCCUCCAACAGUGCAGCACACAAGCACCCUCGGGACCGGCCGGAGGAGCAGGAGCGCCUCCGAGGGACAGUGAAGAGCUUGAAGGCAGAGCGGAGUGCACUGCAGGCACAGCUGCUGGAAAAAGAUGUUGAAGUGAAGCAGCUGCUGCAGGUAAAGGCCGACUUGGAGAAGGAGCUGGAGAGUGCGAGGGAAGGCAAGCAGGAGAGGCAAGAGCAUGAGCAGGCUUUGCGAGAAGAAAUUCAAACACUCACCAACAAGUGUCAAGAGCUGGAAGAAACUAGGAAAGAGAAGCCCAGCGCUCCCAUGGAGGUGAUUCAUGAGGCCUCCGGAGAGCUCUGCACACCCCCUCCCAGCAACAGGCACUCUCAGCAAGACUCUGAACUGGAUUCUGGGCAGGAGGGCUGCUGCCAGCCCCUCUCCCCCUGCCCCUGCUCUGACGGAAGGAGAGAGGCCGCCGCCAGGACGCUGCAGGCCAGCUGGAAGGCCCAUAAACACAAGAAGAAAAAGGCUGUCCUGAAUGAGGCAGCCACGUUGCUUCAGGCAGUUUUCAGGGGACAUCUAGCACGAGCAAAGCUAUUAUCAAGCAAAACCUGUGGUUCAGAAUCUCCAGGUCUGCCGGACUUUCCAGACCAGAGCUCUUCCACUCCCCAUGUCCCAAGCCCCAGCGCCCAGGCUGAGGACAGCCCAGGGCAGGAGGAGGCCAUCACCAUCAUCCAGUCCGUCCUCCGGGGACACCUGGCACGGACCAAGCAUGGCAGUGGCAGCAGUGACAGAACAGCCACCUCCUCCCCUCGGAGAGCUGCUCCAGCCGCGCACCCAGAGGCCUCCCCACCCUCCCCGACAGCUUCUCCUGGUGAGAACAGCAAAGCGAGCGGUGGGGAGGAUGCAGAGGACGAGCCAGGGGAGCCAGCAGGUGCUCGGCCCCACUCCGCAGGGUCCUCUCCCUUGGGGCUGCAGCCCGUGAAGUCCCCAGCCCUGGAUGACAUCAACUCCGAUGACUCUGAUGAUGUCGUCUUUGUGCCAUCUCUGCCCACAAAGAAAAGCCCCUCCCUGUUCUAGGUCCCUGGCCAUUGUCUCCAAAUGGUGACAGUUGACAGGGACAGGUUAGGUAGAGUUAAAAGACAAAGCACAUUCUAGAGGAUUCAUAACUAAAUUGGAAAGAUGAUUUAUCUUCCUAGGGAAAGAAUGAUACCCCCUAAGCACCUCAGCAUCUCCAUCAGUUUUCUUGUGUUUUGCUCUUUGGUCUGUUUGAGGAAUCCUGGCUGCCACUGUCCUACUCUCUGGGGAAGCCCAGGGGCUACAUUGCUCUGCCACCUCCUGCUGCAGUGCACAAAGUGGUUUUCAGUGCCCCCAGGCACAUCCACCCUGAACUGGGGGCAGCCAGGGAGCUCUGCAAAGAUGGUGCUCUCCUAGCAUCUGACACCUGCCUUUGACCUUGACCUGUGAGGAGCCGCCUCAUCAGGAGUCAGUGCAUGCCACCCCUCCUCAUCCUGGAUGCCAUCACCGACCUUGGUCUAGAGGGUCCAGCAGAAGCACCCUGGCACCUUUGGGGGUGAGCCAGGCUUCCCCAGCUCCACGGCAGAAUGCAGCCAUUUCCAAGCCAGUGAGGAGUUGCAGAUGCCAGGAUCCCACAGUGAGCUCCCUCCCACAGGUCCCUUCUUCCUCUCCCUUCCCCUGGGUGCUGCCUAGAGCUGCUUUCCUAGAAAGGAGUCUGGAUGGAGUCUUGUCAGUGAACAGACACUGGAAAGUGCAAGAGGACACUCACAGAAGCAGCACCACACCUGGUUUUACAGAAGCAACCUGGGGCUGCUUCCUGGCUCCAUGGCAGGUGCAGUAGCCUCCAGAGUCAUCCCCGGGUGAGCAGGGCUAGGAACCAGGCCUGUCAUCCUGGAGAAGGCCAAGUCUCAGGUGGGGAAAAGGGUCAUUUGGGGUCUCAGGGUACCCUCGGUAUGGAGGUGGCUGCAGGCCAGCGUGCUGACCUGCUGACCCCUCAAGCUGGCAGCUUGAGGUGUGUGCUGUAGAAUUCCCAUGAGCCCACAGUUUGGGUCUCAUCUGUGAAAUUAACCCUUGCUGAUGGAUAAAAAUGAAGAGCCUCAGUUUGGAAAAGGUUCUGAGAACGUCCAGACCCUGAGUAGCCCAGGUCCACUCUAUAGAAUCCCCACAAACCAGGCAGCCUCAGUGCCAGCCACUCAGGACUCAGGAACUUCCCAUCCAGGGCUGGCCACUGUCCUCAGAGAGAUAUGAUAUUAGAAAGCUCCUUCUUGAACCACACUGAUGGGGCACCUAAGGGUUUCACCUUCAGGGACAGUUUAAUCGGUUGGGUGCCCCUCAACUGAACACCCAGUCGUCUUCAACAGGGCGCCUUCCAGUGUGCUCUCUGGGGAAUUGGGCUGCAUUUGGCUCCAGCAGGGUCUGGCAGGGACUGGAGCUCUGUGCUGACCCCCUGCCCAGAGCAUGAGGGCCUCCCUGUUGCUCUGGAAUGCGGCUGAGUGAGGCUGGAGGACCUGUGUCACCACACAGGUCAAUGUCCAGUGCCUUCUCCACCUGAGCUGUUUACACAGUGGGUAGAAAAACAAUGGAGCCAGGGGCUGGCUGGUUUAAUUUUUUCUGUAUUUGGACUAUGGGCCACUGAAUCCGUUUUCCCACUGAACUCUCUGGAAUCGUGACUGACUUCAUGUCUGACAUGAGCCCUCUGUAGACCCCCUUCAUUUUGUCCCUUAGGUCUGUUCCCUGGCAGCCUGCAGCCUCCUUCAGAGCUUUAGGCCCACCCACUGAGUGCAGGAGGCAGCACAGGUGGUCCCAGGGUGCCUGCUCAUCUGCUGGGCCCAGGGAGCCCAUUAAAGGAGGGCAUCCCUACCUCACACAUUGACCCCUGGGGACCAGUGGCCAGAGUUCUAGGUUAUGGGGUUGAAGGAGAUUUUUUUGCUGACAGGGACGUCCCUGUAUCAAAUUUCGUGAACAAGCUUAUACUUCAGGAGAGGCUGCUGGGAGUAGAAAGGGUGCCCCAGCCCGUGGCCAGGAUCUGCCCAUUUGAGGCAUCCCACUUACAGGAACCGUAAGGGGCCUGGCCAAGGAGCAGGGCCGAGCAGGUCAAAAGCAGCCCCUGGACUUGAAUUUUCCAAGAAAAUGCCUUGAGAAUUGUAAAUAUGUACAUUGUCCUGUCUGUAUUUUGGUUGACAUUGUUGAUCUAUUAAAAGCAAAUGUUCUGUCUUAAAGCUACCUCAGUAAGUGACAAUACCUCAAAUCUGCCUUCGGCCGCCAGCAUCGGCUAGUCACCCAGUCCUCUGCUGGGACUGCUUGCCUGGCUGCUGCGCCACAAAGGAAGUCCCUGGCACCUGUGGUGCAAGGCCUGGGCUCUAGAAUGGUGGGCCAGGGAGCUGCCGCUGGCGCAGGCAAGAGGGGAAGGGGCCAGUAGCCAGGUCAGCCUUGAACUCCACCUUCCUGUGAUGGUGCUGCAUUGCACCCUCCUGGGUAACAAGACAGCCAGGGACGCAAUCCUCUAUUGCAAGAGUGCAAGAGGAAGGGGCCCGACCCUGAUCUUCACCGCAACACCACCACAUCACCUUGAACAAAUCUACCUGCCACCGCAGGCUGUGUAGGUAGUCCAGCUUUAAAAGAAAGACGCCUUCCCAUGCCCUGUAACAAGCACUAACAGGAGCUGUGAAAACCUAGAUCUGGCUCCACUGCGUGGGCAGCAGCCACAUUUGUUGACCUUGAGCCAGGACACUCCACGCAGACCCCGUCCCUGCUGCUGCCCCCCAUGGCCGCGCUGUCUGGAGGCCUUAGGCGUUCCCAGAGAUGGACAGGAGGCUGGCCGGCGUGGGACGCAGUUCUCGCAGGGCCUUUCCAGGAUGCUGUCCCUGGCUUAGGACGGUGUGGGGAGUGCCCUUCUGAAGAUGCCAGGUGACUUACGAAGCUGAAUUCAGAGGCAGUACCUUGACUCCACCACCAGAUGCAGCUAAGGAAGACAGGGAAGGGGCUGGGACCAACUAAGCUGCCCUGAAAUGAGCAAAAAGGAGACAGGUGAGGUGGGCACACCUGAGGCACAAACCUGCGGCUGGUGGAUUUGGGGGGAGACCUGCAGCGAGCUUCCAUGGGGAGUAUGACCCCAGAGAGAGACAUGCAGCAUUGAGAGCAGGCCUGAGUAAUCCAAGAAGGUGUAGAAGAGGGACCAGAGAAGCCCCCAGCCCCGCUACCAUGGGUGACCUGACUGUAAGAUUGGUGGGCGGAGCCAACCAGUGCUCAAUCCCCAGGCCCAGAGCCUGGUGUUUGGACAAAGCAGGGCGAUGGAUUAGGGACUGUUGGUUCAUGUGUCUGUGCCUUAGGGACAGGCCUCAGGACAGAUGACCCUGACCGCAUGUGCUGGUUGUGUUCUGGCUGACAGAUGUCUUUUCUUGUCUUCUGAUGAGGGAAGGGAGGACUGUGCUCUCUGUCCCUCGGGUGGACCAGAAACCUUCCUGACCAAAAGACCAGUUGCUUUAGAAAAAGACCAUCCUAGCUUGGAUCCACCAAGCCCGGCAGUUUUGCUUCACUUUUAAAGAUAUAAAUAACUUCUGUGGAAAGCACUGUAACCCUCCAGUUCUAAAUAAAA